AUGGCUCCAUUUUAUAUAACCUGCCCUGGAUGUAAUAAUACUAUCACGUUCAAAACUAACCCUGCCGAGGCUGGGUACACUCCUGAAGAAGGUGCAGUAAGAAAUUAUGAACGAAAGCCAAAAAAGAAACACGAUGCCGAGGAAGAAGAUCCUUACCGUGACCAAGAUAAAAAUGAUGGACUCAAUAAUAGAGAAGUCAAGAGAAAACAAGAAGGUGAGACUGAUGAGGAAAUAUUGAAACGAUUAGAAGCGGAGGAGAAAGCAGAUCGAGACUAUCAAAAUUUACUCAAACGGAGAAAGAAUAAUCCAUUUUGGACUGAAAACAGUGGUGGUGCUGAUGGCGAUGUAAUGGAAAAGUUUGAGAAAAGAUUAGUCGAACAGCAUAAGGAACAACAAUUGAAUGAGGAAUUAGAAGCUAUUCAGAGGCAGGUUGAUGCUCGUAAAGAAAGAGGCGGUGACGACGCAUUGGUGGACUUGGUAACAAAGAAGUUCGAAAGCAGGCAAGUGAGCGAAGUGGGUAACAUAAAAAAAAGUGGAAUGGAAACAGAAAUACAAAAGGAGGAAAAUAGGGAGGACAAGAGUGAUUUGGCAGUUCCAAUACAAACAAAAACUAAAGAUGAAAAAGGACCAGGAUUGAGCAAAUUGUUAAGUAAAACUGAAGACUUAGGCCCAAAAACUGGCCCAUUAAUGAAUAUACCUACAAAGAUUCUAAUCAAAAAGAGACCGCAGCAAGUAUCCCUGCAAAUACCAUCAUCAACGACAACAACUGCAAAUGCAACUACGACAACAAUACCACCCCUCUCGAAGAGCUUAGUUGAAUAUUCAAGUGAUAGUGAUUAA
Molecule: messenger RNA, 840 nt
Organism: Lodderomyces elongisporus
Lineage: Eukaryota; Fungi; Ascomycota; Pichiomycetes; Serinales; Debaryomycetaceae
Gene: cwf16
Product: mRNA splicing protein
Exons: 2
Coding region: 1-840 (279 amino acids)
Biological process (GO): mRNA splicing, via spliceosome
Cellular component (GO): U2-type catalytic step 1 spliceosome
Source: RefSeq, a predicted model, not a curated record